AUGGGUGAAAGUGGGAGUUUCGAUAUCGCAGAAUACUGCGCAUGGCAGGAACUAGGAUACACAUGGGCACGUUCAAUCGAUACGAAAGACUGGAGCAAUUUGGGCACAAUCUUUACUCCUAACUUCAUGUUCGAUUACACCGAAGUCUAUGGAUUCAAGGAAGAAAACAUGUCACCUACUGACUACGUCGCCUUGAUCCAAGGCUCGCUUAGUGAUCCAGAAACUGCGACACAGCAUCUCCUCGCCUCGUCCAAGGUACGAAAGCUGUCAGCUACCACAGCGACCGUCGAGUAUCAGAUCCGAGCGGCACACAUGAGAAUAACCAAAAAUCCCCGGAAAGAAGUUGCCAAGGGUCAUGCCCAUGGGAUCUUACAAUUUUUCUACCGAAAGCUGGACACCGGCUGGAAAAUUUCUGGCAUGAGGGCUACCACCGUCAAGAUCACCGGGGCAAGGAGUGAAUUCUCCCCGCCCCGAGUAUGGCGGGGUCUCCGUGUCGCGGUUUCACUAAAAUGCUACAAAAUGCCCCUUCAUGAGGACCCUGAAUUUAUAUACUGGACAAAGGACGGAAAGCACAACUUUUUGCCAUCACAUAAUAUUCUUCUGGAAGACAAAGUCUACGUUAUUGUCAUGGCAGCACCCGACAUCCAAUUAUCACCAUCCGAAUACGGUGUACAACAUAUUACCGACCUCGAUGCCCCAUCAGCGCAAAAGGUCACGGCGCUGCUCAAAGAGAAUCACGAAAAGUUUCACACAUACUGGAACUUCAAAGGCUAUCACAACCAUCAAACCCACUACCUGCUGACGGCCUACGCGCUGGGUGCCAGCCCAGAUAAGCUGCAGAAUGCUUUUGACACCAAUGCUCAUUAUCAACGGCCACUGGCGAGGGCCGAUGAACAACGAGUUCAAAAGCUCUACGAUGAUGACUAUUUCCUCUCGCUGAUGAGCAAUGAGGACUAUUAUGCCGACUAUCUCGAGUUUUUCACACGCAAGUUUCACGAGGAAGGCUGGCAGACGGUGGUGCAUCGCUACAUGCUCUCGAAGACAAAGCUAGCUGAUGAAAUGUUGGUAAGACUUUUUGCUGGUCUUGUCCACCCACUCAUCCAUUUUGGAUUUGGCGUCGAAUUUGAACAGCCAGGCAUCAUCGCCGAAGCCAUGGCUCAAACAGCGGUGCAUCUCCGUUGCUUCGCCCCAUAUCUGUUGGGAAGUGAGAAGCUGGCGUCAGGAACGCAGAGCAAGCCGCUCAUCAACAUCUUCCAGGAGAUCCGACAAGACCCUUCUCUGUACGACUUGUCUUACUGGGACGGUGGAUCAACUCUUGACGACAACGUCUUGGGCAACGCUCCACCGCGAUUGACCGAAUUGGCCGCACAAUGGCAAGUCAGCCCAAACGAGCAUGACCUCGACCAGGCGACGGCAGAAAUGAUAAACGUGAAUGCCUGGGUGACAGCGUGCGCGCAACGUCCGCCUAAGGAAGUCAAACUGGACUUCUUCCUGAUCCACCAGGUCAACGCGGCUAUCUUUUUCUCCGCCUUCAACAAGCAGUCCUGGCUGACCGUGGAGGACAAGGUACGGCUGGUAGAAUGGAAAGGCCGGCUCGACUUGAUCACCUACGCCUCACGCAUCGCUCCCGAGUUACACGAGAACGAGCUGGCUGACUACAAACCACGAGUACCCGACCAAGCCUCCUGGAGCGCUCUGGUGAGCCGUGCCAACAGGAUCGAAGACGACGGGCACAUCUCAAAGCUCCUGCGGGCGCUGGCGCAUGGUCAAGCCAUCUCUGGUCCAUACGAGAAUCAGCCGGGGCUCAGUCAUCGGUUUCCACUGAAGGGCGACGGUUGGCUCACGCUGGCCAACAUGGCCGUCGAUACUACAGAUUCGGUACCUUACCUGGAUCGAUGGGUCCGAGGGGCAGGUGCCGAUCUACCCUGGGAUAAGUUUGUGAACCGAGGAGAACGGGUCGAUGAUGGGAAGAGAUAUGGGCUGAAAGGGGUCCUACAAGCUUGA
This is a messenger RNA of Cladophialophora immunda, 2004 nucleotides long. RefSeq lists its product as uncharacterized. Bases 1 to 2004 code for a protein of 667 amino acids. The record is from RefSeq and is a predicted model, not a curated record. Gene Ontology annotation, molecular function: oxidoreductase activity; scytalone dehydratase activity. Gene Ontology annotation, biological process: melanin metabolic process. The transcript has 6 exons. NCBI's taxonomy places the organism in Eukaryota, Fungi, Ascomycota, Eurotiomycetes, Chaetothyriales, Herpotrichiellaceae.